Pangasianodon hypophthalmus (striped catfish) is the source of this 1672-nucleotide messenger RNA. It is a transcript of the gene sde2, whose product is annotated as SDE2 telomere maintenance homolog (S. pombe). The record is from RefSeq and is a predicted model, not a curated record. NCBI's taxonomy places the organism in Eukaryota, Metazoa, Chordata, Actinopteri, Siluriformes, Pangasiidae. The coding region runs from base 16 to 1299 and encodes 427 amino acids. The transcript is spliced from 7 exons. Gene Ontology annotation, cellular component: nucleus.
UCUUCCGCGUAGUGCAUGACGCCAUUAAAACGCGACGGCGUUGAAGUUGAAAGCGACGACGCAGUAAACAUGGAGGUCUUCGUUGUUUCUCCGUCUUUAAGAUUUAUUAACUUUACUGUUCCACACGAAUCGACGGUCAGCGACCUGAUAGGACUGCUCAGCCCCGGAGAAGGCAUCUCGUGUGUGGAUUUCUACGUGAAGAACAAUGGCCGAAUAUCAGGUGGCGACGAGAGAUUGCAAGCUGGAGCGGUUUAUCGCCUCGAGCCUCGCUUAUGUGGAGGCAAAGGAGGUUUUGGCUCCAUGCUGCGAGCUCUCGGGGCGCAGAUUGAGAAAACCACCAAUCGAGAGGCCUGCAGAGAUCUGAGUGGGCGGAGACUCCGAGAUGUCAAUCACGAGAAAGAAAUGGCCGAGUGGCUGAAGAAGCAGGCUGACCGUGAUGCAGAGAAGGAGCAGCGGCGUUUGGAGAGGAUUCAGAGGAAACUGGCCGAGCCCAAACAUCAUUUCACGGACUCCGAGUACGAGCAGCAGUGUCAUGACCUCUCCGAGAGGCUGGAGGACUCCGUGCUCAAAGGCAUGCAGGCUUCAUGCAGCGGCGUGGUCCAGGCAGACGAAAAGCCACACCGCAAACGCCCGGCUGCAAAAAACGGAAACGCGUCUUCAAAGAAGAAAUGCUUGUGGACCGGCCUCGAGGACCUUGAGGACACGGACAGUUCGGAUGGAGAGAAUGAUGAGAGUGAAGCUGAAGCUGAAGCUUCUUCCUCCUCCGCUUCCUCUUCCUCUUGCGCUGGUCCUUCCUGCAGCUCUCAGCCAGCCGCAAUACCGACAGCAGCAACUAGGGAGCAGGAGAAAGCCGAGUCUCAGGACCGACCCAGCAGCAGCAGCAGCAGUUCCAGUGCCGACUCAGCACCCUGCUCCCCGUCUCCCAGCCAGGAGAAAGCAGAAGUGAAAGAGGAACAUGGAAGGACAGAGCAUAAUGAAAAAGAAGAGUACAAACAGAAUGUCAGCGAUAAACAGGAAGUUGAGAAGGGCGUAAUUGUUGAGACGAAAGUUUGUGCAGACACGCAGCCAACUCAGCCAGAGGAAGCGGACGCUCCUUUAGACCUGCUGUCAGUGAGCGGGGUGGAGGAGCUGGAGGCUCUGGGUCUGGAGCGGCUGAAGGCCGAGCUGACAGAGCGAGGGAUGAAGUGUGGAGGGACGCUACAAGAGCGUGCCUCUCGUCUCUACUCCGUCAGAGGACUGAGUGCUGAUCAGAUCGACUCGGCGCUCUUAGCCAAACCCAGCAAGGGCAAAAAGAAAUAACCAGGACACACACAUCAUUUUUUUUUCUUUCUUUUUACUCUUUUUAUUCCCUUUUUAUGUGGUAAAAUGUAAUUUCGAUGCUGUCUCCUUGCUCACGUUAAGGCAGACUGGAAAGGAGGCUUUCUGUCUGUUAACGCAAUUAGGUGCCUUUACCCUGAUACAAUAUUGUAAGACUUCACUUUAUAAUUUCAUCCAGAAGAGAAUCAUUGUAACAUUUAAGGGAAAUAAUAAAACUGGAAUGGUUCUUUUUUUCCUCUUUGAUAUGGAUUUUGUUCAUUUUCAGUUAGUUAUUAAACUACACUUGUAUGUAUUUUGUGUCUACCGUUACUUGUAAUACUGUAAAUAAAGCUUUGGAGGAAAAAUUACAGAAAGU